Cicer arietinum (chickpea) is the source of this 524-nucleotide messenger RNA. The record is from RefSeq and is a predicted model, not a curated record. NCBI's taxonomy places the organism in Eukaryota, Viridiplantae, Streptophyta, Magnoliopsida, Fabales, Fabaceae.
GGGUGCAAGACACUUUAAAUGAUGAUUCUGGUCGUCAUUAUUACCAUAAUUGUUACAUCCAAGGUGGAGCCGAUUUCAUAUAUGGGAAUGGUCAAUCUAUCUUUGAGGCAUGUACAAUAUUUUUUUCAAUGGGAAAAUAUGGUCCCAAAUUUGAUGGGGUUAUUACAGCACAAGAAAGGGAAUCACCAAAUGAAACAACUGGGUUUGUGUUUAAAAAUUGUAACAUAAGUGGAACAGGAUCAAAGACUCGACUUGGAAGGGCUUUGACUGCAUAUGCAAGAGUCAUUAUAGCUGAUUCAUACCUUUCAGAUGUGGUUAGACCUGAGGGUUGGAAUCAACGAAGCUAUGUUGGCCAGGAAGCCAACAUUACUUUUGUGGAGGAGGGAUGUAGAGGACCUGGAGCAAAUAAAUCAAAGCGUGUACCAUGGAUGAAGAAUUUGAGUGGACCUCAACUUGACCAAUUCCUAAAUAUCUCUUAUAUUGAUGAAGAAGGGUGGAUAGCCAAAUUGCCAACAACGAUAUAA